AUGACCCUUAAAUACGACCCUGAGUUUCAGGCCGUCCACGAGACAUUUGCAAAAAUGUUCAAGCUUGAACCUCUAUCUUUAGAUGAUAUCGAGGGCUCUGCUAGACGACGUGAAGCGUCCAUGGAAGCCUUCAUUCCCAAACCGGUGGUUCAUCCGGGCGUGGAGCAAACCACUCACCCAAUCGAUACUUCCGACGGCCAUACUAUUACAGCCCUCAGCUUUAGAAAAAGGGGCUCCCAAUCAAGCCCAGGACCAGCUCUUCUUCAUUUUCACGGAGGAGGCAUGAUAAUGGGCUCAGCGGAAUCUGGAGCAAAGAUAUUGUCAGAACUAGUCAUGGAAACUUCUAUCCCUGUCUUCAGUGUCAAUUAUCGGCUUGCUCCUAAAUUCAAGGGCCCCAUCCCUGCUCAAGAUGGCUAUACUGCCUUGACUUGGCUACGGAAUAACGCAGAUGAGUUCAACGUGGACCCGGCAAGAAUCGCCCUCCUUGGGUACAGCGGAGGUGGAGGUGUUGCUGCAGGCGUCGGUUUGAUUGCUCGUGACCGAAACCUACAGCCUCCUCUAGCCAAGCAAAUUCUGAUCUACCCGAUGCUCGACGACCGCAAUCUGGUAGAGAAUGAGGGUCUGAGGCCCUUCGCUACCUGGACGUGGGCAGAGAAUAAAGUAGGGUGGACGGGACUUCUUGGAGACCAAGCAGGAAAACCAGAUGCCCCUGUCUCGCAAUACACGGCUCCGGCUCGGGCAAUAAGUACAGCUAAUUUACCACCAACCUAUCUCGAUACCGGAGACCUUGAUAUAUUCCGCGAUGAGGUCAUCACGUAUGCUGCGAGACUGCUUGCGCAAAACGUUCCUGUUGAGCUGCAUGUUUAUCCCGGCGUGCCUCAUGCGUUUGAGUUGAUCGCGCCUAAUAUCGAAGUUUCGAAAAGGGCUGUUGAGAACAGGCGGAGAGCCAUGAUAGACUUUUAA
Messenger RNA from Fusarium verticillioides 7600, 963 nucleotides. RefSeq lists its product as hypothetical. Lineage: Eukaryota; Fungi; Ascomycota; Sordariomycetes; Hypocreales; Nectriaceae. Bases 1 to 963 code for a protein of 320 amino acids. The record is from RefSeq and is a predicted model, not a curated record. The transcript has a single exon. Gene Ontology annotation, molecular function: hydrolase activity.